AGCAAAUUGUCCGCCUCUUAAAAGGAGCUAAGCUAAGCCACCAUGGUAAACUCUCUGCCCUGUUUCUUUUCCUUUGCAGUCGCCCUUUGUGUCCUGCUGCCAGAAGGCCAGGCUGCAGCAGAAUCCCAUCUCUUGGCAAACAACAGUCGGCACCCGAGGACCAAGAGAUGUUCUUGCGCCAGCAUGAUAGACAAGGAGUGCGUCUAUUUCUGCCAUCUUGAUAUCAUCUGGAUCAACGCACCACGACACUUGGUACCCUAUGGGCUAGGAAGUCCUUCAGCACGACAUAAGAGGUCCCUCCGCAGAUGCACGUGCUCACAUUUCAAGGAUACCUCCUGUGCAACUUUCUGUCAUGGCAAUCCUCAAAAUCCCCCCAAAAUGCAGUUGCCUAAGGACACAGGAAUAUUGGCAAAACUUCGUCAGAGCAGAAAUCCCAAGCUUGACAAGUUGAACUUUGGAAAGUUUUCAGGUUCUUAUGCUUUCCGGAAUUGAAUUUACCAGAAGGGUCUCUCCAAGAUCUCAAGGUCUUCCAUGGGAAAAGGGUUUCCUGAAGAUAAAGGGAUCAGCAGGAAACUUAAGGAUGCUCCUUGUCUUAGUCAGUGGAGUUCUCCAUUUCCAAAGAUGCUCCUCUAUUAAGGAGUCAAAAGGAGAGGACACGUAACAUUGAUGGAGAAGAAGGAAAAGUCUACAAAAAGCUGCGACUGGGAUGAAAAAGGAACCUCACUGCAAAAUGGAACACUUCCCCUGUUAAUCCAAAGAUGAUACCGAAGAGGAGAAAAGAUCUCGCCGUUUUUCUCCUGCUCCUUGAUGUUGCUCCUCCUCCUGUGCUUCUUUGUUGGGUGAAGAUUAUCCAUGGGGUUCCCAGAAAAUGUCCAGGUGGAUAGCUGGCAAUUUAUGCAUCCAGAAAAUUUUUUGGGGAAACGCACUAUGUACAACCCUGAAUGUAACAGUGCAAAGUCCUUUCCACCAACUUCCCUGGAACUUGCUUGUGCUGUUUUAGCGUUUGAUUUUAGAGGUCAUUUGCUUGUGGGGAAAUCAAACAGCUUCCCCACAAUUCUGCCCGAAUUCCUCUUUAUUUUUCUGUCAAUGCAGGUAAAUCCUCAACUUGCAACCCCAGCUGAGCCCAAGAUGUAUGUUGCUAAAUGAGAAAUGUAUGAAGUGUCCCAUUUAUACGAUUUUUCUUGCCACGUUUGGUAAGCGAAUCACUGCAAGUUGUUAAACGGGUAACACGGUUUGUUAAGUGAAUCUGGUUCCCCCCAUUGACUUUGCUGGCCAGAAGGUUGCAAAAGGGAAUCACGUGACCCCGGGACACUGCAACCGUCAUAAAUGUGAGUCAGCUGUCAAACAUCCGAAUGUAAAUCACGUAACCGUGGGGAUGCUUCAACGGUCGUAAGUGUGAAAAAUGGUCAUAAGCAGUGGUGGGAUUCAAGUAAUUUAACAACCGGUUCUCCGCCCUAAUGAUUUCUUCCAACAGCCAGUUCACCAAACUGCUCAGAAAGUUAACAACUGGUUCUCCCGAAGUGGUGUGAACUGGCUGAAUCCCAUCACUGGUCAUAAGUCACUUUUUCCCAGUGCUGUAAGCUCAAACGGUCACUGUUAUUAGUUGAGGACUACCUGUACAUAUCUGCGAAUGAGACAGAUGCAGCCUUCUUUUGGGUCCCCUUUUCUCCCAAGCCAUUAAAAUAAAAGGGGAAGGGGAAGUUAAGUUGUAAUAGUCCUGAUUUAAAAUAUCACAAGGAAUCAAGAAUAGUUUAAUCAGGUUAAUUGCCACAACUCCUCUUAAGAAUCUGGGCAUCAUCCCCAUACUUUUGUAUUAUAACAAAAGUCCAUCAAAGGUUGUUCAUACGCUCUGUGGAGACUUUUUUGUUUUUUUUACUUCAUUCAGGAAAUAAGCAUUUCAUCUCAUUUUUAUUCAAGGGAAUUCCUUCCUUGUCUUAAACACAGGACACUUUAACUCUUUUCCUUAUGAAAUGUAGCUUCAGUUAUAAACCAUAACGUCCAAAGAAAACUUGGUGGGAUAUGCAAUCUGGCCGAGAAGCUCUUAUCCCAGCUUGUUUCCAUUGUGGUUUAAAUUUCUCUGUACAGCUCUUUAAAAACAUUACUUCAAAUGUUUGUCUUGUAUGUGGCUGCUUAAAGCACAAUGUAUAUUUUUUCUAAAAAUCCAAGCGGGUCUAUUUUACUUUUGCACUUGGGCAGAUUUCGUUCAGUCUCAAAAAAAGAAAAAAAAAAUCUGCUUCCUUGCACAAAAAUGAGUAAAAGGCCCUCAUUUUGUCCAGUCCUAGAUUUAUGCAACCAAAGAUGUUAUGGAAAAGGGAAUUUUACCUGCCAUCUUCCUCUUUGCGUGCACUUUC
Messenger RNA from Ahaetulla prasina, 2351 nucleotides. RefSeq names its product endothelin 2 (gene EDN2). Gene Ontology annotation, molecular function: endothelin B receptor binding; hormone activity. Gene Ontology annotation, cellular component: extracellular region. The record is from RefSeq and is a predicted model, not a curated record. Gene Ontology annotation, biological process: regulation of vasoconstriction; intracellular calcium ion homeostasis; regulation of systemic arterial blood pressure by endothelin. Bases 43 to 492 code for a protein of 149 amino acids. The transcript has 5 exons. Lineage: Eukaryota; Metazoa; Chordata; Lepidosauria; Squamata; Colubridae.